AUGCCGCGCGAAGAGCUUUCCACAAACAUAAAGGCCUUUCCGGGCUUCCUGCCAGUACAGCGCCGAUCGCUACCGCACAUCUACGAUGUACACGAGGCGCUUGGCUUGAAUCUACAUCCGACGUCCGUCGCUUCGGGAGCAGUAGCAGACGCGCAUGCGUAUUCUUCACCAGACCAUCGGAGCUCUGCGCUUCCGCUGGAGAUGCGCGAGCGCCAGCAGAAAGGGUAUUCCAUCAGAGGCGCAUCAAGCCAGUUGGUGUUGGCCAUUAUGGAAGGCAAGGACGGCAAGGGGAAAGCGCGCGAAAUUCAAGGCACCAACACGCCACAGAUGGGCAAGAUGAGCCGUGACGAGGGCAGUGGCCGAGACACUAGGUAUAGUGGCGAGACGAGCCUCAGCGACAGCAGCAGCGGCAUUUCCGCCUAUAACGCCUCACGCCACGCAAGGAACCAGCUGUUCGUCGAAGAGUACACCCCGGCUCAUCCGGCCCCGUCACACGCGCCUCUCCUCCAUGACGAUGAAAUCGAACAGCGACCAUGGAAAGGCCACCGUGAUCACGACUUGGACGACCCGAAUUACGACUGCGACUGGCUCGCGCAUGAGCGGCAAGUUCUUGGGCUCGGCAGGCGAAGACACCUGUUCCGAGGCAGUGCGUAUUCAUCUGACACCGGAGAGCCUUCGCUCCUUCCAGCCAGCAGCGCAGAGCCACGGUCGUCCUCAUGGCUGCUGCGGCGGCGACCGCGAAUGCGGGCUUGCCUCGGCCCCCUGUGCAAGCUGCUACCACUUGUUAUGUUACUCGUGCUCGGCAACACGUGGUUUUCUUACCGCCGCUCCCAAGUCGACAAUCGCAACCAACCGAACGCAGAAGCUGUCUUUCUGCAGAACCUCGACCCGGAACGUUUGGCAUACCUCGUCGGCCCGCGACCGGCCAAGCCGUGGGAAAUCACGGUGAACGAUCCGUACCGUAUCGCAGAGAUCAAGGGGCCUUCGAAAGAGCCCGCGCCACCGGCCGAUGUAUUCGAUGUUGAGAACGGGUUCCUGCCAAAGUGGUAUCCGCUGCCCGGCUUCUCCACGCAUGAGUUGGCGCGCGUAGAGGAGCUCCUGCCGAUUGAGAGUCAAGCAUGGCUCACCGAGGAAGAGGAAUGCUUGGAAGAGUGGAUUGCACAGGGCCAGCUGUGCAGCAAGCUGAACGUCACGCAAAAUGCACCUCGGGACCAGCACACGAUCAGACUCGACCCACCCGUCGACAUCCUCUUCACGUGGGUUAAUGGCUCCGAUCCGCUCCACCAGCAAAGCCGUCAAUACCACGUCUACUGUACCACCUCGACUGCACCCGCGCACGACGAGCUCUGUCCAAAAGGCGUGCGUUCGCAGCCGAACGGCAGACAGGAGCUGGUACCGGAGUCCGAACAGGAGUUGCAGGCCAAGUUGGAAAAGUGGCUACAAUCAGUCUGGCCCAUCUUGCUCACCAAGCAGAGAAUUCUGCCGAGGGAGCGAGAAUAUUGGACAGAGCGCAGCAAGCAGAAGCAGAUCGGUGUUGCAGGCAUGCGCUUUCUAGAGAUGGACGAACUACGUUAUGCCAUUCGCACAGCCGCCAAGACCAUCCCAAAUUUGCGCACUGUGCAUGUCAUCGCGCCGGACUUUCCCGCAUGGGCGCUCCCCGGCAUGGUUGCAGCCGUAUCGCGCGACACGGGCCGGAGCGUGGAGGACAUCCUUGUCGAGCAUAAGGCAACGCAUGUCCGUUGGACCGCGACGGCUGACGGCUCGGAGAGGGUCGGACAAAGGCCUGUGUGGCUCGAUAUCAACUCUGAUCGCGUGCUCACUGGCGCUGAUGCUGAGAAGCCGUCAAGUGUGGGACGAUUGGCUGAUGAGAAAGGUGUGCAACUUCGUCUACAUCACGACUGGUCGAUUUACGAUGUUGCGGGAACGCAGAGCAACAAUGCAACCAAGAUCCUACGCAAGCACAUCGCGCUGCCGACAUUCAACUCGAUGGCUGUCGAAUCUGUCAUCGAUCCUGUAUCCCUGCCUGGUCUAGCAGACAUCGCCCUCUUCGCCAACGACGACUUCUUCGUCAUGCGCCCGCUCAGCUUGGCCGACAUCGUCUCUCCUCUAUAUGGCCCAUCCCUGCGCUUCCAGGAAGAUCUUGUGGUCCACGGCCAUGACAAAUCCGUAUGGACCCGCGGGGGCGAGUGGCCCGGGCUCGAGAUGGCGUCGCAUCUGCUCGAUGAGCGCUUCGGUAAGCGCACACGGCGCUACCCUGUUCAUAUUCACCGCGCCAUGAGCCGCAGUCUGCUGCACGAGUCGCGCCUAAUCUGGCGCGAGGAUCUGACGGCUGCAGGCACGGCGCGAUUCCGUGGACUGGGGAUGAACAUCGUCAGUCAUUACCUCACGUUCAACAUGAUCAUCGAACGGCACCGAGAGGCGAUGCUCUGGAUCUUCAUCAUGCUGCGUUUGGAAAACAAUGGCGAUGGCGUCAUUGACGCAGACGAGCUGCGGACGUUACGCUCCUCUUUCGCCUUCGUAAACGGCUCCACAACAGAGAACGUCAGCCUAGUGCGUAUCCCGCGCCGUCGCACCGCGGCUCUGGAUGUUGUUGGCGCCAACCAUCAGGCACGCGGCGUCAAGCCAUCGCAGACGACCGAGUACCCGUUUGUCUCGGGCGAUGGAUUCCCGUACAGCGAUCUCUCGCGUCCAGCGGUUAAGGUGUGGGGCAAAGUUGGCUCAGGACCGUCCCAAAACUGGAACGUGGGUGGCUGGCCGCACUAUCUGCCGCAAGGAGACAAAAAGCCACGAGCCGAACCGGCGUGCCAAAUUGAGUGGAGUCGGUGCUUGUCAGACAACGGCACAACCUCCGAAGCCUUUUUCAAGCGUGUCACAUUCUACGAGCCACGCUGCGGUGACUGCUUGAUAACCCAUCUCGUGCAACAGAGUGGCGAAUUGGGUCUUUCUGCAGUCCUUCCAAGCCCAGAUCGGCUUUUACCUGAAAGCAACAAGAACAAAUCUUCCAUGCGCCGUGGCGUUCCUCAUCUGCCACUCACGCGCAAAUGGUUCUACGGCACUCAGCCUCGCGAACGCCAACCCGACUUUUCCGUUCAGUCUGUUGCCCGCUUAAGCGGCUGGUCCGGCGGUGGAGCACGCGACUUUGCACGCCGCCUGCUUAUGCGCUACUCGUAUGUUCUCGGCCACAGUCCGACCGAAUUCUUGCAGCUCGGUAAGGGCCCCGCAUCAAAAGCGCAGCUCGAAAGUUUGAGCAAGAACGGGAAAGCUGUGCUUGUGUGCAUCAAUGAUGAUAUUCAAGAUCACGAUCACACCUCCGUGCCCGCCUUCUUGAAGCAUUGGUUCAAGUACAUGUUUCCGGAUAAUUCAAUGCGCUUACCGUUCGAGAAGACGUAA
Messenger RNA from Tilletiaria anomala UBC 951, 3390 nucleotides. RefSeq lists its product as uncharacterized. Gene Ontology annotation, cellular component: Golgi apparatus. Lineage: Eukaryota; Fungi; Basidiomycota; Exobasidiomycetes; Georgefischeriales; Tilletiariaceae. The record is from RefSeq and is a predicted model, not a curated record. Gene Ontology annotation, biological process: N-glycan processing to lysosome; carbohydrate phosphorylation. Bases 1 to 3390 code for a protein of 1129 amino acids. The transcript has 3 exons. Gene Ontology annotation, molecular function: UDP-N-acetylglucosamine-lysosomal-enzyme N-acetylglucosaminephosphotransferase activity.